This is a messenger RNA of Blepharisma stoltei, 849 nucleotides long. The record is from the annotation of a GenBank genome assembly. NCBI's taxonomy places the organism in Eukaryota, Ciliophora, Heterotrichea, Heterotrichida, Blepharismidae.
AUGUCUGAUAUCAAUGAUCAAUAUGAUCCAUAUUUUCAAUGCUACAAUGCUGUAAAAUCUGACCCACUUUAUUACUACUGUGGUGAAUAUACUACAAUAAAAGAAAUUUCUCAAUCAGGAAUUUAUUCUGAUAAUUGCUUAUCAGGCAUGAAAAUUCUUGACUUGGGAUGUGGCUCAGGAAGAACCAUUGCUCAUUUAUUUGAAAAAGGGGCCUCUGAAGCUGUCGGUCUAGAUUUAUCCCCACAUAUGGUCGAAGAUGCAAUAAGAUUUUUAACUGAAAUCGGAAUUCCUCAAGACAAAUUUUUAAUAAAGCAAGCCAAUUGUUUUUCAUCAGCAGAGCUUUAUAACGCCUUACCAUUAGAGCAAUAUAGCGAGCAUUUUGAUGCGAUAACUGCACAAUAUUUGCAUUGCUAUGCAGAAAAUUUGGAUAAGCUUACUGAGUCAUUUUUAGUAUCCAAUAAAUGGUUAAAACGAGACGGAGUACUGUGCUUUACAGCCCCAAAUCCUAAGAUUGCGACAGAAUUUGAAUAUUUCCAAGAAUUAGCUGAAACCAGGAACUUUUUUCUUCAAUUUAAAAGCCUGACGCACUCAAAAGAACAGAUUCCAAAAGAAAAACUUGCUUUUAAUAAUCUAGAAACUGGCAAAGAAUUGUUCAGUGUUUCAACUUUUCUUUACCAAAUUAACCACUUUAGAGAGGCACUUAAUCGAGGCGGAUUUGAACUUAUCAGUGCUAAGGGGUUAGAAAUGAACCCUAAUUCUGGCUUAAAUCUUGAUGAUGACAGGAAUAUUUUGAGAGUAGGGGAAUACUCUGAUGGAUAUUCUUUUAAAGCUAAAAAUAAUAGUAUUUAA